This is a messenger RNA of Balaenoptera musculus (blue whale), 5792 nucleotides long. RefSeq names its product mitogen-activated protein kinase 8 interacting protein 3 (gene MAPK8IP3). NCBI's taxonomy places the organism in Eukaryota, Metazoa, Chordata, Mammalia, Artiodactyla, Balaenopteridae. Gene Ontology annotation, cellular component: cytoplasm. The transcript has 33 exons. The record is from RefSeq and is a predicted model, not a curated record. Gene Ontology annotation, biological process: vesicle-mediated transport. The coding region runs from base 155 to 4297 and encodes 1380 amino acids. Gene Ontology annotation, molecular function: MAP kinase scaffold activity; JUN kinase binding; kinesin binding.
CGGGCGCAGCAUCAGCAUCAGUAUCAGCUGGCGGUGGCUGAGGCGACAGCGGCUGCGGCGCAGGCGACGGGCCGCGGCCUGCGGACUACGGGCAGCCAGAGCGGGCGGGCGCGCCGGCGGACAGCAGGCCGCGCUGGCGGCGGCGGUGGCCGCGAUGAUGGAGAUCCAGAUGGACGAGGGCGGCGGCGUGGUCGUGUACCAGGACGACUACUGCUCUGGCUCGGUGAUGUCGGAGCGGGUGUCGGGCCUGGCGGGCUCCAUCUACCGCGAGUUCGAGCGCCUCAUCCACUGCUACGACGAGGAGGUGGUCAAGGAGCUGAUGCCACUCGUCGUCAACGUGCUCGAGAAUCUGGACUCGGUGCUCAGCGAGAACCAGGAGCACGAGGUGGAGCUGGAGCUGCUGCGCGAGGACAACGAGCAGCUGCUCACCCAGUACGAGCGGGAGAAGGCGCUGCGCAAGCAGGCCGAGGAGAAAUUUAUUGAGUUUGAAGAUUCCUUGGAACAAGAGAAGAAAGAGCUACAAACCCAGGUGGAACACUACGACUUUCAGACCCGCCAGCUGGAACUGAAGGCCAAAAACUAUGCAGAUCAGAUUUCCCGGCUGGAGGAGCGGGAGUCGGAGAUGAAGAAGGAGUACAAUGCCCUGCACCAGCGGCACACGGAGAUGAUCCAGACCUAUGUGGAGCACAUCGAGAGGUCCAAGAUGCAGCAGGUCGGGGGGAACAGCCAGACCGAGAGCACCCUGCCGGGGAGGAGGAAGGAGCGCCCCACCUCCCUGAGCGUCUUCCCCCUGACCGACGGUGUGGUACGUGCACAGAUGGGGGGCAAGCUCAUGCCUGCGGGGGACCACUGGCACCUGAGUGACCUCGGCCAGCUGCAGCUCAGCUCCAGCUACCAGCCCCAGUGUCCGCAGGAUGAGAUGUCCGAGUCAGGCCAGUCCUCAGCAGCGGCUACGCCCAGCACCACGGGCACCAAGUCCAACACGCCCACGUCCUCUGUGCCCUCGGCCGCGGUCACGCCCCUCAGCGAGGGCCUGCAACCUCUGGGCGACUACAGCGGCAGCUCCAAGAACAACAAGAGAGCGCGGGAGAAGCGCAACAGCCGCAACAUGGAGGUGCAGGUCACACAGGAGAUGCGCAACGUCAGCAUAGGCAUGGGCAGCAGUGACGAGUGGUCUGAUGUUCAGGACAUUAUCGACUCCACCCCAGAGCUGGACAUGGGCCGGGAGCCCCGCCUGGACCGCACGGGCAGCAGCCCAACCCAGGGGAUCGUGAACAAGGCUUUUGGCAUCAACACUGACUCCCUGUACCACGAGCUGUCGACUGCGGGGUCCGAGGUCAUCGGGGAUGUGGACGAAGGGGCCGACCUGCUAGUGGAGGAAAGUCACGCUGUCUCUCAGCGGGGUUCAAGCUCCCCUGGCCCAGAUGUGUGUCCGGAGCCCCAGCCUGGAGAAGCGGCCUUGUCCCCGAAGCCCUCCCUCCUGCUCAGCAGCCAGCAAGGGGAGUUCUCAGUGCGCGAUGAUUUUUUUGGAAUGGGCAAGGAAGUGGGGAAUCUGCUGCUGGAGAACUCACAGCUUCUAGAAACCAAAAACGCUCUGAACGUGGUGAAGAACGACCUCAUUGCCAAGGUGGACCAGCUCUCGGGGGAGCAGGAGGUGCUGAAGGGGGACUUGGAAGCCGCGAGGCAGGCCAAACUUAGACUGGAGAACCGCAUCAAAGACCUGGAGGAGGAGCUGAGGAGAGUGAAGUCAGAGGCCAUCGUUGCCCACCGUGAACCCAAAGAAGAGGUGGAGGAUGUAAGCAGCUAUCUCUGUACAGAAUUGGACAAGAUCCCCAUGGCGCAGCGCCGCCGCUUCACGCGUGUGGAGAUGGCCCGCGUGCUCAUGGAGCGCAACCAGUACAAGGAGCGGCUGAUGGAGCUGCAGGAGGCCGUGCGGUGGACCGAGAUGAUCAGAGCAUCCCGAGAGCAUCCGUCUGUCCAGGAGAAGAAGAAGUCCACCAUCUGGCAAUUCUUCAGCCGCCUCUUCAGCUCCUCCUCAAGCCCCCCUCCGGCCAAGCGGUCCUACCCCUCCGUGAACAUCCAUUACAAGUCACCCACCACGGCCGGCUUCAGUCAGCGCCGCAGCCACGCCAUGUGCCAGAUCUCCGCCGGCAGCCGGCCCCUGGAGUUCUUCCCAGAUGACGACUGCACGUCCUCUGCAAGGCGGGAGCAGAAGCGUGAGCAGUACCGCCAGGUGCGCGAGCACGUGCGCAAUGACGACGGGCGGCUGCAGGCCUGUGGCUGGAGCCUACCAGCCAAGUACAAGCAGCUGAGUCCCAAUGGGGGUCAGGAGGACACCCGCAUGAAGAACGUGCCCGUCCCCGUGUACUGCCGCCCUCUGGUGGAGAAGGACCCGACCAUGAAGCUGUGGUGUGCCGCGGGCGUCAACCUGAGCGGCUGGAAACUGAGUGAGGAUGACCCCGGGAAUGGAGUCAAGCCUGUGCCAGGCCGCGACCCUCUGACCUGCGACCGGGAAGUAGAAGGAGAGACCAAGAGCAACCACGCGUCCCCCGAGAAGAAGAAGGCAAAGGAGCUCCCCGAGGCGGACGCCACCUCCAGCCGCGUGUGGAUCCUCACCAGCACCCUGACCACCAGCAAAGUGGUGAUCAUCGAUGCCAACCAGCCGGGCACCGUCGUCGACCAGUUCACCGUGUGCAAUGCCCACGUCCUGUGCAUCUCCAGCAUCCCCGCGGCCAGCGAUGGCGACUACCCUCCGGGGGAGAUCUUCUUGGACAGCGACGUGAACCCUGAGGACUCUAGUGCAGACGGCGUGCUGGCCGGCAUCACCCUGGUGGGCUGUGCCACCCGCUGCAACGUGCCGCGCAGCAACUGCUCCUCCCGUGGGGACACCCCAGUGCUGGACAAGGGCCAGGGGGAGGUGGCUGCUGUCGCCAAUGGGAAGGUCAACCCAUCUCAGUCCACGGAGGAGGCCACGGAGGCCAUGGAGGUGCCAGACUCUGGGCCCAGUGAGGCAGAGGCAGCUGUGGUGCGGCCUGGGCCCCUCACAGAGCACGUCUUCACCGACCCGGCCCCUGCCCCACCCCCCAGCGCCCAGCCUGACAGUGAGAACGGGCUGGAGACGGACGUGAGCGGUGUGCAGCCUGAGCCGGAGCCCAGCGGGGACGCCAUGGGGGCCAGCAGCAGUGCUGCACCCACCAUGUGGCUGGGAGCCCAGAACGGCUGGCUCUACGUGCACUCGGCUGUGGCCAACUGGAAGAAGUGUCUGCACUCCAUCAAGCUGAAGGACUCCGUGCUGAGCCUGGUGCACGUGAAAGGGCGAGUGCUGGUGGCUCUGGCCGAUGGGACCCUGGCCAUUUUCCACCGAGGUGAAGACAGCCAGUGGGACCUGAGCAACUAUCACCUGAUGGACCUGGGCCACCCGCACCACUCCAUCCGCUGCAUGGCCGUCGUGUAUGACCGCGUCUGGUGCGGCUACAAGAACAAGGUGCAUGUCAUCCAGCCCAAGACGAUGCAGAUUGAGAAGUCGUUCGACGCCCACCCACGGCGGGAGAGCCAGGUACGGCAACUGGCGUGGAUCGGCGACGGGGUGUGGGUGUCCAUCCGCCUGGACUCCACGCUGCGGCUCUACCACGCCCACACCCACCAGCACCUGCAGGACGUGGAUAUCGAGCCCUACGUCAGCAAGAUGCUGGGGACAGGCAAGCUGGGCUUCUCCUUCGUGCGCAUCACAGCCCUGCUCAUCGCGGGCAACCGCCUCUGGGUGGGCACCGGCAACGGAGUUGUCAUCUCCAUCCCGCUGACUGAGACUGUGGUCCUGCACCGAGGCCAGCUCCUGGGGCUCCGAGCCAACAAGACGUCCCCCACAUCUGGGGAGGGGACCCGCCCAGGAGGCAUCAUCCACGUGUACGGAGACGACAGCAGUGACAAAUCAGCCAGCAGCUUCAUCCCUUACUGCUCCAUGGCCCAGGCUCAGCUCUGCUUCCACGGGCACCGUGACGCUGUCAAAUUCUUUGUCUCCGUGCCAGGGAACGUGUUGGCCACUCUGAACGGCAGCGUGCUCGACAGCCCCUCCGAGAGCCCCGGGCCCACUGCCCCCACCGCAGAUGCCGAGGCCCAGAAGCUGAAGAACGUGCUGGUGCUUAGCGGCGGUGAGGGCUACAUCGACUUCCGCAUCGGCGACGGAGAAGACGAUGAGCCCGAGGAGGGUGCAGGGGACGUGAGCCAGGUGAAGCCCCUGCUGUCCAAGGCCGAGCGCAGCCACAUCAUCGUGUGGCAGGUGUCCUACACCCCCGAGUGAGGCGGCGGCCGCCGCCACCCCGCCCCGCCUGAUGCCACCUGCCACGUGUACAUACAGCCCCGCCCACCUGCCCACCGCCCACCCAGGGGGCAGCCUGCCCGCAGGCAGCCAGGCGCCCGUCCACCCCACUUCUAGCCUCUCAACCUGCAGCUUUCACCUUUGGUCCGGGCCUCCCUAUGAGCUGGCAGAGAGCAUAGGGUCUGGCUGGGAGCGGGGAGUAGGGUGGCGUCCUGACCAGGGAGGGGCAGAGCCUCUCGGGACACCCUCUCCCCAGCAGCUCCUGGCUGGCACCCAGCCCAAAGCCCUCCAGGCCCGAGGGUACUUAAGGGCCAGAGCGAGGCAGAACCCCAGGGUGGGUCGGGCCAGGGAAGCCCCUACAGGUGGCUCCGAGCUCCACCCUGGGCUCCCCAUUCCAGUCAGUCAUUCCCAGGAUCUCUCCAGGGAGUCGAGCAGGGACUUCACCCCGCUGAGUCUUCCCACCCUGAGUCCACUUGCCUUUGGCUGCUGCCCACGGGAGUGGGGGUCCAACCCUCAGGGAGCUGGCCCAGUUGCUAGCCUUCCCUGGGCUCCCCCUCCCCCAUCCCUGCCGCCCUGGGAACUGGCAUGAAAGCACGUAACCAGGCUCCCUGGGGCAGGUGCCUGAGAAGACAGACACACACCCUCAUCCUGCUCAAGCCCCGUGAUCGUCCCGUGUGGCGGGCUCUCACCGGCCCUCACUGACCUGUGUCCUCCCCGACCCUGCUAGCUCUCCCUGGGCGAAUACCCACCUUGUAGAAGCAGGCCUCUUGAAUCCCAUCCCUCCCGGAAGCCCCUAGGGUGGAAUUUCUCAGGCUGCCAGGGCAGGCCCAAGCCUCAGGAAGAAGGGGAGGCCCCUGGUCUCUCCUGGGGUCAGUCCUUGGACGUAGGCUCAGCCUCAGGGUGACGGGGAAAGGUGUGCUCCAGGGCCUGCCUCCUGUGCAGUCUCCAAGGAGCCCAGCUCCCAAGACACGCUACUAAGUGCCUAGGGGUAAGCGGUGUGGCCUGCUCCCUUGAGGGCAUCUGAUGAUAUGCCACCGAGCAGAGGCCCAAGGGCUAAGGACAGGAGCCGCCUCCAGCCGGCUCUAGGCGAUGGCGCCUGCCUGCUUGAGGGGCACCGCCCUGGACUGCCAACUCCCCCACCUGCCCAGGCCUUAUUCCUGUUCCUCGAGGCACCGAUCAGGGCAGCCCCAGGUCCUGCUGCCCACCCACCUCCCACCAGAGAAGCACAGAUCUUGGGCAGCCAUCCCACGAGCCCAGCUGGCCACCGCUGCAGCCACCUGCAGCUGCAGGCUUCUCCCCACCACCCUGCCACUCUCCACUGUGAUGUACGUCAAGUCCCUUGUCUGUCCUCACAGGGCCUGAAGUGACUCGGGGGUUAGCCGGGUGGGUGCAACUGGGUGACACGAUUCUCCUCAGGCUUUGGCCCUGCAAGUGAACCUACAUAUCUGCUCUGUAAGUAAUAAAUGUCUUAACAUCA